UGGGAACAAUGAUAUACAGUGGCGGGGGCGUGUGGCGGGUUAUGUGGGGUUAUGUGCAAGUUAUGGAUGUUUAAAUAAGUGAAUGGUGAUCUCUGUUCCAGAUCGGUUUUGUGUUUGUUUGGAUAAGGCAUUUUAUUUAACAAAACGAAAAGUGAAAUGGGUAAAAGAAGAAAGCUAAGUACUCCAUCAACGUCAUCAGCUCCCUCACCUCGAAUGAGAAUAGAAAUAAAAGAAGAGAAGACAUACUCAGGAGGAGGGGAUAUAGUGAAUGCUCGUGACCGUCUUAAGGGAGCCCUGCAAGAAAUCCUGGACCAAAGUGAUGAUUCAUCUACAUCUAGUACUGAUGAACUUCUAGUAAAUGAAGCUAUUGCCCGACAACAGGCACUUAAAAAGGAAGCACUGCUUCAAAACAAUCAAAAUAUAAGAAAUCUACGACAACAACAGAGACGACGUAGACGCCGAGAAUUGCUAGCAGAAAGUGCUUUUCAUCAUACUUAUGUUAUGAAAUUAUUUGAUCGAAGUGUUGAUUUGGCCCAGUUUAAAGAAGACACGCCCCUUUAUCCUGUUUGUCGAGCGUGGAUGGCCAAUCAACCUCACAAUACAAAUUUAGUUCCGAAAUUGCGUACUCCAACACCAGAACCGCCACCUGAUGAAUCAAAUCCACUACUAGAGGGGACCAGUGGUUCAGGUGAUGAUGCAGAUUUAGUGCGAGACACCUAUAAAAUGCCUCCACCUUUGCCGUUACCAGAUGGUGAAUUGGAAAGGAAAAGAUUGAGAAUUCCUUCUCCAAUUCUUCGUGAACAUGAAGAGAUUGAACUUGAUUAUGAAGUCAAACCUCCUGUACCUCGAGAUACCCUCCUUAGAGACCAUAUAAUGCACUGGACUGCUGUUCGGAAGAAGUGGCAUGAAACUACCAAAACAAAUGCAGCUCGCUAUGAACCAAGUGCUCGCAUUUUAAAAGCCAUCUACAAAAAAGCUCAAAAGGCUUUUGAAUAAAAAUGAAGAAUUCUACAAUGCAAAAAAACAAAUUUAGUUCAUAUUUCAUUUACCAUAUUUGUGUUGUUUGUAAGAAAAUUUUUAUUUUCUGUAUGUGAGUUGUUUCUGCUUAGAAUUUUUAUAGAAAAAUCAAGUAUUGAAACUUAAGAACAGUUCUUGGAAAUGAGUAGAGAAUAAGUUGUAAGAAAUACUUGUGUAAGAAAUUGAUUUUUCUUUUUGGUAUAUCAUUCUGUUGAACAAAAUUGUUAUGUAAUGUGUAGAAAGCUGUGAUUGAACAUUAAAAUAUUCAUACAAAUAUCGACUUGAAAAACAAUUUAUGAAAGUGUCUGUGUAUGUAUUAUAAGUUUUAUACACAUGUACUAUGUAUUAAACUAUGAAAAAGCC
Molecule: messenger RNA, 1380 nt
Organism: Gryllus bimaculatus (two-spotted cricket)
Lineage: Eukaryota; Metazoa; Arthropoda; Insecta; Orthoptera; Gryllidae
Source: the annotation of a GenBank genome assembly